Bombus impatiens (common eastern bumble bee) is the source of this 844-nucleotide messenger RNA. RefSeq names its product BET1 homolog (gene Bet1). The record is from RefSeq and is a predicted model, not a curated record. The transcript has 4 exons. Gene Ontology annotation, molecular function: SNAP receptor activity. Bases 212 to 550 code for a protein of 112 amino acids. NCBI's taxonomy places the organism in Eukaryota, Metazoa, Arthropoda, Insecta, Hymenoptera, Apidae. Gene Ontology annotation, cellular component: Golgi trans cisterna; SNARE complex. Gene Ontology annotation, biological process: vesicle fusion with Golgi apparatus; endoplasmic reticulum to Golgi vesicle-mediated transport.
UCAGUGCUGAUUACAUAUCAUGAUCAUGACCGUAACGUGACGUUGACAUAUAUACGUCAUAUGUACAUACAUCACCACUCACUACGUUUAACGUAUACAUAUGUGUAUAACGUACAUUAUUUGAUCGCUUCCUUGACAGUUCUUUUCGCAUGAUUCACUAUAAUUUUUUCCUGCAAAAGUACAUUAAUUAACUGCCAAAAUUGAGAAUAAAAUGCGAAGGACUCAUUCAAAUUAUGCCUAUGAACCAUUACCAACUACAUCGAACAAUGCAGAGUUGGAAGAUGAGAAUGAAAGAAUGACAGAUCAUUUGAAAGACAAAAUUCAUGCCCUAAAGUCACUGUCGAUUGACAUUGGAAAUGAAGUGGAAUAUCAGGAUAAAAUGCUCCGUGGAAUGGAUGAAGAUGUUGAAAGGACAAGUGGUUCAUUAACAAACGCAGUUGCACGUGUAUUACGUUUAUCUAAAGGAAGUCAUACUUACUACAUCUUAUAUUUAAUGUUGUUUUCUGUAUUUGUCUUUUUCAUAUUAUGGGUAACAGUGAAAUUCUUUUAACUAGAACAUUAUAAUGUCAAAGGGGUAUUCAAAAACAGGAUUCAUUCCCAUGAAGUGUUUUAUUAUACACAUGUUUAUAAUAAUUUCCAAGUAUAACAUUUAAUAUUUGUGUAUAAGAAAUAACAUUUUAAACCUAUUUCAAUAAGCUGUACAGUUAAACUUUAGCCGAAUUCUAUGUAUAAAAAAUUUUAUCCUAAUAUUACACUUACAUAUACAGAAUGUCAAAAAAUUAUUUGUCAUAGUUUUUGGAGGUGAUUUUUUUACCUUUGGAAAAGUGAAUAUCUGUUGGUUGUU